CUUGCUGCAAUCUAUAGCGGUCUUGGGCUUGAUUUUUCUCCAUCUUUGUCAUUGGGUGACAGUCCUGAUGAAUGUGGAGGAACAUUAAUGGUAUCUCAAGAAACCACCAGCAAAUCACCCACUAGAAUUCUCCAGGUUAUGACUUCCAAUCAUGUCCCUGGUGGUAUGCUCAUAUCUCCUCUUCAUGACAGUCUGCUAUGCUUAUCAAGAAAGGAAAAAUCUUCAAUGUUAAUAGAUGAUUCUGUUUUGGGUAAUAGAAAACAAUUACAUGAGAAGAAACCAAAAUUUUUAAUCAGGAAAAGUGAAGAGCUGGUGGAAUCAAAGCAUAGAAAUCACAUGUAUGUUGAGAGUGGGAAGACAUUGCUCAUAAAAAAGAAGCAAGAGACUAAGAUUGCAGGGGGGGAGUCAUUGCCCAAUGACUUGAAACACACAUCUCCAUCUAGCCCUUUGAAUAUUGCUAUGGAGGCCACCGCCAGGGUCUGUGAUGUCUCUGCAGAAGCUAAUCAGAAUGCAUUGAGGGGUGGAUUGUUUUCUUCUGACUCUGGAAAGGAGGAUUCUUUGGAGUCGAUAUCUGGAAGAAGCAGACCGAGUGGCAAGAAAAAGAAGCGGGAUAAGAGGAGUAGUUUGGAUGAAAAGGGUUGGGAACAAAGUGUAGAUAAUUCCAAUAAAAAUGCUUCACUCGACCUAGGGGACAAUUUUGGAAGCAAAUGCUACCAGAAGUCUGCUCCUUUAAAACUUGAGGAAGAUUCAAAAACAAAGGUUGGUCAGAUAGCCAUAUUUCAUGUACAAAAUAAAAUAAGUAUUCCCUCCAAGAAGGAAAAGACGCUCGAGGGCAAGAAGUCAAAAGAUAGCAAAAAUACUGGAGAAGUUGCUGAUUCGAUGAAGGAAAGCUUGAGACCUGAUGUGGGUUUGACCCUUAAAGAUACCACUAGUUCUAAUCAAGGUUUUUCUUCAGAUAAAGAUAAGAUUUGGAAAUUGAAGUUACAGGAGGAUAUUAAUAAGGUUCAAGGUAAUGGUAGAGAUGCACUGGAAACAAAUUCCGAACAGAAAUGGGGCCAAAUGGGGUCAACAAUGAGGCAUUUUCAGAAUAGGCUAAAAGGUUAUGAUCCAAUGGAUUUUGAGAUGGAGCACGAUGGCUAUUUGGAUAAGUUGAAGGUAAAAGUUAGUGGUAGAACAGUUGAUAACCACCUGUCUGGAGUGGCUGCUCCAGAUGUGGUUCCUCACCUCUAUGAUAGGAGGCUUCCCUCUCAGAUGGCUGCACCAGCUGCACCUGCUCCUGUAGUCAUAGAAGAAAAUUGGGUUCUGUGUGAUCGUUGUCACAAGUGGCGACUUUUGCCUUUUGAUACUAGACCAGAACAACUCCCUGAGAAGUGGUUGUGUAGCAUGCUUAACUGGCUGCCAAGAAUGAAUCAGUGUGACAUUAGUGAGGAUGAGACAACAAAAGCUCUCAAUGCAUUGUACCAGGCUUCAGUUGCUGGGAAUCAAAAUAACCCACAAAAUCAUGCAAAUGGAAGUAUGCCAUUUAUUACUUCAGCUCAGUCUCAGCAUCUUGAUCAGAACAACUCUAGUUUCAAUUCUCAGGCUUUAUCUAUUCAAGUAAAGAAGAACAAUGGUCUUAAGGAAGUGCAGAAAGUGGGUAGCUGUGGCCUGAAUCAGAUGUCAAACUCUAAAAAACAACAACAGUGGGAAUCUUUGAAAAGCAAGAGCCUAAAUGACAUGACUCAGGCCCCUGUUGAACCAAUUGUCAUGAAGAAAUCCUCCUUUGAAAAGAAAGAAAGGCUUAUAGCCGGAGGUGAGACCAAGAAAACAAAGAUGAAAAACAAGAGGGAAUCUGGUCCUUAUGCAUAUGAAGGUUCAAAGAAAAGCAAAGUAGAAGUAGAAUACACUAACGAGAAACAUCACAGUUCUAACUUAGAUCACAGAAGGGUGGGCCUUAGUUCAAGAACUAGCUUGCCAACUCAAGCAAACGGAAGAAGCAUGAAGAAUUGUAAUGGGGGCUCUAAUUCUGGGGAUGUAAAGCAUGAUAUUAAAGAAAAAUCAGUAGCUUCCGUGAAGAAACUUGUGGAUCAAACUCUGGCGUCAUCAGAUGGUGGGUCAUUAGACAUGAAAAUAUGUGAUAAAAGGGCUACUGUGAAGAAAAGGAAACCGGAUGACUGGCAGGACAGUCAAAAUGGGAAUGAGUUGUGCAUGAAGGAUGAAAGUAGUGAGAGUGGUUUUAGGAAUGAAAAGAAGUUACGGUUUUCUAAGAUUGAAGGGAAGCAGUUCAAUAGAAAUGAUGGUGACAGUACAACAAACAGGAAAAGUAUGGAUCAUUUGAUUGGUGGCAUUGAGGAUGUCCACUGUAUUGAUAGGAACCUGAAAUUAAGUAAGCAGAAGAAAAAGUCAUCAUCUCAAAAAGAAUUGGAUGGCCUUGAUUUGUCGAGAAGGGAUUCCGGAACUGGACGAAUUUUGAUAGCAGCAACUUCUAGUUCUUCAAAGGUUUCCAGUUCUAGUAAAACCAGAGGAAAUUUUGAAGAAGCAAGGGGUUCACCAGUUGAAUCAGUGUCUUCAUCGCCAAUGAGGACCUCAUAUCCAGGAAAACUUGCAUCAACUGCUGGUUCAGGGAAGGAUGCUGCUAAUAGUGGAAUUCCUUCAAGUGGCAGUCUUGGAAGAUGUUGGAAUGGUGAAGGUGAUUUUGAGCUUGCUCAAUCUGGUGUAGAAAUGAAAGAGAAAGUGUCAGUUGAUUUUAACCCUGGAUACCAUAAAUUUUCUACCUUGGAUUAUCGGGAUAAAGACUCUGUUUGCAAAAUCAGCAUUAAAAGUAAACCUUCUUCUAGGUUGAGCCAUGUGCUCAAUGGUGAUUCUCGUUCUGCUGAAAAUGCGCAGCAUACUGUAGAAUGUUCCCAUAAUGAGGAUAGACUGAACAAGGAGUGUGGUAGGAAUGCAUUAUUUUCUCAAAUAUCUAAGAAGGUUUCUACUUCACAGACAAAAGACAAUAAAAAAUGUUCUGCUGCAGAUAAGAUGAAAUGUAGCGAGGAUGGGAAGAACUAUUCUGGAAGGAGGAAUCCUUCAGGACAACCAUCAAGUGAUAGUAGAAUGGGGACCCAAUAAAAAAAAAGCAUGAUGAAUUCAGUGUAAAAUCUGCUGCUCCAUGCAGCAAAAAGGGGAACAAUACCCCUGAGCAAAAUGUGAUCCA
Hibiscus syriacus is the source of this 3175-nucleotide messenger RNA. Its product is annotated as cysteine-tryptophan domain-containing zinc finger protein 7-like. The record is from RefSeq and is a predicted model, not a curated record. The transcript has 4 exons. Gene Ontology annotation, molecular function: zinc ion binding. The coding region runs from base 88 to 3090 and encodes 1000 amino acids. Lineage: Eukaryota; Viridiplantae; Streptophyta; Magnoliopsida; Malvales; Malvaceae.